This is a messenger RNA of Onychostruthus taczanowskii (white-rumped snowfinch), 1757 nucleotides long. It is a transcript of the gene LTAP1, whose product is annotated as chromosome unknown C1orf43 homolog. The record is from RefSeq and is a predicted model, not a curated record. The transcript is spliced from 7 exons. The coding region runs from base 88 to 885 and encodes 265 amino acids. Gene Ontology annotation, biological process: phagocytosis. NCBI's taxonomy places the organism in Eukaryota, Metazoa, Chordata, Aves, Passeriformes, Passeridae.
ACGUGAGCGGGGCUCCUCUGGUCACGUGGCGGGCGCGCAGGGCGGCUUUGUGGCCGCCAUGUUGUGCGGCCCCGGGCCGGGCCGGGCAUGGCGGCGGCCGGCAGCAACUGGCUCUCGGGCGUCAACGUGGUGCUGGUCAUGGCUUACGGCAGCCUGGUCUUUGUGCUGCUGUUCAUCUUCGUGAAACGCCAGAUCAUGCGCUUUGCCAUGAAGUCCCGCCGUGGCCCCCACGUGCCCGUGGGACAGCACGCACCCAAGGAUUUAAAGGAAGAGAUUGACAUUCGACUGUCCAGGGUGCAGGACAUCAAGUAUGAGCCACGGCUGCUGGCAGAGGACGACGGCCGGCUCCUGCAGCUGGAGACACCAGGGUUUGCAGAGAUCUCAGUUUGUGCUUUCCCUCUACCAGGCUGCUAUAACUACCUGUACAGGAUGAAGGCACUGGAUGCAAUCAGGACAUCAGAAAUCCCGUUCCAAGUAGAGGCUCGGUACCCAAAGUCUUUAAUAGGGAAGAACUUCUGUGCCUACUUGCUGGAGCUGCGGAAUUCCAGCACCUCCUUCAAAGGCAUCCGCAAAGCCUUGAUUGACACCUUGCUGGAUGGCUACGAGAGCGCCCGCUAUGGCACUGGGGUCUUUGGGAAAACGGAAUAUCUGAAGUAUGAGGAGGCUCUGAAUGAACUGGCAAACAUCACCAAGGCCCGGGGCGGCAGCAGCCAGCGGCAGCACCAGUCAGCAGUGAAAGACCUCACGCUGUCCCCUGAAGUCUCCAACCCCACCACCAUCCAGGUCACCUACCUUCCUUCCAGCCAGAAGAGCAAACGUGCCAAACACUUCCUGGAGCUGAAGAGUUUCAAGGACAACUACAACACACUGGAGAGCACCCUGUGAGCGUGCGGGGGCCUGGUGCAGUGGGUAUGCUGGGCGGGUCUGUGCUGCAGUGCAGGCAGCACUGAGAGGAACCAGCUGCACUCUCAGAUCUCCCCCUCACCCCACUUCGGAGGUCAUCACUCGGCAGGGGCUCCAUUCCAACUGCUGGAGUUUGGCCCUCGCCAGGAGCCCAUUCUGGAGCUGCUGAGCCCAUGGGGAUCAGCCCCACGGCCUUCUCUGCCACAGGCUUAUGACACUCCAGCCUUUGAGUCCUGCAUUGUCUUGGACCCUGUGAAUAAACUCAUGAGCUUGAGCUUAUUUAUAAAGACAUGGAUCCCAGCCAGCGCUCCCCUCCGCCCGUCCUUCCCUGCGGCAGCUGGCGGGAGCUGAUGUUUGUCCGUCCUGUCCGUGAGGGUCUUGGGCACUGGAGCCACUUGUCUGUUUUUUCCGAAGGGUGAACACUUUUCCCCAUGACGUCAUUGUUCCUGCUGUCAGCCCUUUGUGCCCAGCCAGCCUGUGCGCCUGGAUGGGGUAGACAUAGUUUGGUGCCUGUUCUUAGCACCAUGGCUAAGCUACCGCUUCGGGCUGAGGUUUCUACUCAUUCUCCUGCAACCGGGCAUUUGGGGACGUCUCGAGUGGACAAAGCGGUGUUAAAUGUCCCAUCUGUUCUGCCAAGGGGGUGUUUGCUCCCACUCUCACCAGCGCCUCGCAUGCCAGCGUCUGCCGAGCUCCUGGGGCUGAAAGCUCGUGGCCCCCACCUUGAGUCUGCCUUCUGUCAGGCUGAGGACAGCGCCGGCAGCUCCCCCGUCACUGUGGCGUGGGCGACACAGAGUGGAGGGUACAGACCUCGGCACUUUUUAAUUACUGUUUAAUAAAAUGACAGUUUAGCUCAA